Molecule: messenger RNA, 3958 nt
Organism: Poecilia reticulata (guppy)
Lineage: Eukaryota; Metazoa; Chordata; Actinopteri; Cyprinodontiformes; Poeciliidae
Gene: peli2
Product: pellino E3 ubiquitin protein ligase family member 2
Biological process (GO): protein polyubiquitination; regulation of Toll signaling pathway
Molecular function (GO): protein binding; ubiquitin protein ligase activity
Source: RefSeq, a predicted model, not a curated record
UGUUUUUGUAUCUGCUGUAGAGAGGAUUCAACCGCCAAGUAAGUUACGCUCUGCUGUGGUUAGCCCAGGAAGUUACAGAGCAGUUUAUUUUCCUUUUUCCCCCCACAAGCAAACAACUGGAUUUAAUCGGAUAGAGAAACACGGAUGAUGUCAGAGUCAUAAGAUGUAGUGAGGGGGCUUGGUGUCUUUUUUUUUUCUUUCUUCUCCUCUCUUAAAGGGAAUCUGUUAAUCUUGUGAGACACUGUUAUUACUGUGGAGCUAACACAGUCAAGCCUCAUGUUUUCGUCAAGCCAGGAGGAGCACUGCGCCCCGUCCAAAGACCCGGUGAAGUACGGGGAGUUGGUGGUGCUGGGGUACAAUGGCUCUCUGCCCAAUGGAGAUCGGGGUAGACGGAAAAGCAGAUUUGCGCUUUUGAAGAGGACCAAAGCCAACGGUGUUAAGCCGAGCACCGUGCACAUCCUCAACACACCCCAGGAUAGCAAGGCUGUGAACUGUAAAGGCCAACACAGCAUCUCCUACACGCUGUCCAGGCACCAGACGGUGGUGGUGGAGUACAGCCAUGAUAAAGACACAGACAUGUUUCAGAUUGGACGUUCCACGGAAAAUCCCAUAGAUUUUGUGGUUACUGACACCGUAGCGGGAGGCCAGGAUGGAGAGGAGACUCAGAUCACCCAGAGCACCAUCUCUCGCUUCGCCUGCAGAGUCGUCUGCGAGCGCGACCCCCCCUACACCGCUCGCAUCUAUGCGGCUGGAUUUGACUCCUCCAAAAACAUCUUCCUCGGGGAAAAAGCAGCAAAGUGGAAGAACCCUGAUGGCCACAUGGAUGGGCUGACGACCAAUGGGGUGCUUGUAAUGCACCCUAAAGAAGGCUUCAUGGAAGAGUCCAAGCCCGGCGUCUGGAGAGAGAUCUCUGUUUGUGGAGAUGUCUACACUCUGAGAGAGACCCGCUCGGCGCAGACCCCAGGAAAACUGGUGGAGAAUGAGAGUAACAUCCUGCAGGACGGCUCUCUGGUGGACCUGUGUGGGGCCACUCUGCUGUGGCGCACCGCCGAGGGUCUCUUUCACACUCCCACCCAGAAGCACCUGGAGGCCCUGAGGCAGGAGAUCAACGCGGCACGGCCCCAGUGCCCCGUGGGUCUCAACACACUCGCCUUCCCCAGCAUGCAGCGCAGUCGGGCCUUCUCCUCUCUGGAGGACAAGCAGCCGUGGGUCUACCUGGCGUGCGGGCACGUACACGGCUACCACAACUGGGGCCACCGCUCCGAGCGGGAGCCCAACACCCAGCGGGAAUGCCCCAUGUGCCGGGUGGUGGGACCCUACGUCCCGCUGUGGCUGGGCUGCGAGCCCGCCUUCUACGUGGACACGGGCGCGCCCACUCACGCCUUUGUGCCGUGUGGACACGUGUGCUCGGAGAAGUCGGUCAAGUACUGGUCGGAAAUCCCUCUGCCCCACGGCACCCACGCGUUCCACGCCGCCUGCCCCUUCUGUGCCACGCAGCUCGGCCUCUCUCAGGGCUGGUCCAAGCUGAUCUUCCAGGGCCCGGUGGACUGAUCCGAGGAUCCCUGCUGCCGGAACGUUCUGAGAAAGCGAUCAGAUAAAACCCGUGCUUCAUUUGUGCAAACCAGCCUCGAAAUGGAAUGAGUUUGCUUGAGUUUUGACCGUUUACGUGGAUCCUGUUCAACAGGGAGCCAUUUCAGAUUGUUUAGGAGCUUUUCGGACGGAGUCAGAGAGUGCUCUGUCCAGACAACCAGUUUUAUGCAAGGCUUCGUCGUCAGGAUGUUUCGCAACACUACCAUCAGAUUGCUGCAGAAAGUCUCUUAAACGAAUGACUUAUUUCUCCCACCAGGUGUCUUUGGGUCUGUUGGGAAAGGAAACAGUUGUUUAGUUUCUGAUGGGACGGAGCUUUCACAGAGCCAGACAGCUGGACUGUUGGCUGGGAGAAAAGCCAAGAGGAACUUUGGGGUUUAAUGGCUAAAUAGCAAAAAAAAAAAAAAAAAAAAAAAAAAACGCCUCCAAUCGUUCCUCUUGGCGGUAAACUCUUAAUGGCAUCCAAAUCACGUAACUCGCUAGAAGUGGCUUCCAUUCACCGAACAAACUUUGAGUUGUACAGAGAUGAAAUUCAGUGCCUGAGAUCCCGAUAAAAAAAAAAAGUGGGAAUAUUUUUAUCAGAAAUUGAAAAUAUAUAUAUUUUGUGGAAGGUAAAGGAAGAGGUGACAACCCACGUGUGCUUUACUACACUGAGGCUGUUGGAAUGUUUUGUAACCCAAAUGUUAAUAUAUUUUUCUCCUUCAUAUAUGAUGUGUGUGAGAAUGAAUGCAUGUGUGAUUAGGUGUGUGUGUGCGCGUGUGUGUGUGUGGGUAGGUCGGACUGUGUGGCCCUGCAUCAUUUCACCCCUACCGCUUCUUAUGAUCUCACAUGCCAACCCGAACUGCUAGCAGAGAUGUCGCAGGAAUUAAAAGAAGGUCACCGGGUUUCAGAAUGAUGGUGUGGGAAUCCACCGACUCCUUUCUGCUGGCGCUCUAAUUAUAUGACCUGCUUUCUCAGUUAAUGUCAGGCCCGCUCACAGUCAAAUGUGACAUUUUGGCUUUACAACUGACACCUACGUUGUUGAUCAGCCUUGCACUGCUGUUAGCUUUAUCCUGUACUGGGUCCGAUCCAAGGCUGUUAAACCCUGGCCACGUUCUCAGUGGCAUCGUGAGAUUAUAAUGCAAGAUGGGAGCGGCCACCGAUUUAGUGAUCCAAAGUGAUUCUGUGAACCCAAACUCCUGCAAUGACUGACCACUGACAGGUUGGGAUUACAGCAAAGCCUGUUCUGUACCUUAGCGCAGGGUUCCUACACCCUCCAGAAGACUGUGAAAGUGUCGAAUUAGCUUUUAAAGUGAAAAAGUAUGGAGCAAAAUGAGUAUGGAAAACCGCUGUCUCCACGUUCCACUUGCCAGACAAUGAGAAUAUGAUUUUCUAAUAACUUGCUCAAAGAAAGCGGAGCAAAUUAAUUUGAGUUGUAUAAAAGUAGUCGUGCGUCCUCACAACUCAUUUUAAUUUAAAUUUUUAGAGUUUACAAGCUGACUAUUUCCUACUUUUGUUAGAUAAAAUAAUUUUCUUGCAAUAAGAACCAACUGCUAACAUGACUGUUCUGAUUUCUAAGUUGACAUACGUAUCUAUUGUUUCUUAGUGUUUUCCAACAUAGUAAUAUUUUAUUAUUUUGAGAUGAAGCUCUCUGUCUUAAUGAAAGGUUCAUUAAAACAGAGAGAUAACGAAACUGUUAUUGUUAAAAAAUGAACAUCAAGUUUUAUCUUAAGAUAAUAUAACAGUUGUAACAAAAAAACCCCAACACAAUAUUUUAAUUUUGGGAUAAUGCAACCACUACUGUGGGAAUAAAAUUAGGUCAUCAUUAAAUGUUAUCAUUAAAUGAUAAUAUAAAUUAAGAAUGAAAAACCCAAGAAGUCAUUAGGCUUCCAUUACAAAACAAACUGAACUUGAGGAGACUUUAUCUUGAGAAAAAGAGAUAUCUUAAUGGAAAACCAACAAAAAUAUCAAAACCUUAUCGUCUCAGUAAUGUUUUUUAUAACAUUAGAAAACUAGCACCCUUGUAAUCUUGUAAGAAACAAACAAAAAACUUGCUGACACAAAGUUAAUAUUUAUUUCUCUCAAGAUUUUGAGAUAACAAAACAUCACUGUCAAAAACAAACUAGGUAUUUCAGUUUUGUUAUUUUAAAGUAAUGAGAAAUGAAUAAUGGUAUGACUACACGUUUGAGAUAACUUGAGAUAACUCGUACUGUCAAAAUCGAAACUCGCAGUUUCGCUGCAAAAAAAGUUUGGAGUUUGUUACAUCAGGAUCAGAUGUGUAAAUCGCAUAGAUAAAAGAUAUUUUGGGCUAUUAGAGUGACUAUGUGCAGUUUUUAGUUUGUGUUUCUUCAGUAUUGCUGAUACUAAACCUCAAAUUGGAAGAAAAAAAAAA